GAAGACUCUUGUUCACAGAAAACUAAACUAAACUGUAGUUUCCAAAGCAAAAGGUGAAAAGCAUCCGAGAGAGUGGUCCUGGUCCUGGUCCUGGUAACAAGAAGAUUGCUUUUGUCUUGCCACCCUGCAUAUGUUGCUCCAUCACACACGCAACCAACCGCAGACAAGGAAAAAAGAAUCUUUCAUUUCAGGUGGUGCUAGCCAUGAACAAGUAACAUAAACAACAACUUGUGCUUGUAACUGACCCACCCCAAAUUAAAAAGCAUCCUAGCUAACCCCGAACCUAUUCAUUCAAUUCAACAAGCAUGGACCAUGGGAGUUCGAGGUACCUGAAUGUGUUCCCUGAUAAGGGUGGCAUUUGGGACUUGAUGCGCUACGCUCUGCUGGGAGACAUUUCCACCUUCGUUGACACCAACAAUAACAAUCUGUCUGAUCCUCAUCACAGAUGGAUCAUCUUCCUUUCCAUUCUUGUUCGCAAAAUCAUUGCUUUCCUCGCCAAGCCUCUCUACUGGACUGGCUGUUUUCUUGAAUUUCUGCUCAAUCUUCUGUCCCAGAAUGGCAACUUCUUUGGUCUACUUCACAACUUGAUACGGGGGAAUUUGGUGGUACCACAAAGAGGUUCAGAAGCUUUUAUCAGUAUAGUCGGUCACUUGGACAAUAGGAUUGAUCUGCAUGAGGGCCAGAUGUUCACAGAAUUUAUACCAGAAAUGGGCAACCGGGCUUUAAUGGACCUCUGCGUGAUGGCUUCCAAGUUAGCAUAUGAGAAUGCUCUAGUCAUCAAAAAUAUUGUAAGCAACCAUUGGAAGAUGCACUUUGUGGACUUCUACAACUGCUGGAAUGAUUUCCAGAAAGAGAUGUCCACUCAAGUAUUUAUUAUGUGUGACAAGGCCAAAGAUGCAAAUUUGAUAUUAGUCAGCUUUAGAGGGACUGAACCUUUUGAUGCUGAUGAUUGGAGUACUGAUUUUGAUUAUUCCUGGUAUGAGAUCCCAGAAACGGGAAAAGUUCACAUGGGAUUCUUAGAAGCCCUUGGUUUGGGCAAUAGAGUUGAACCUUCCACCUUUACCUUUCAUCUUCUAGGGAAAAAAAAUAGGAAGUCAAGCUCUACAGAUGAUGCUGAUAUUGGAGCCUCCUCUGAAUCAUUGUUCUCUGGCAAUGAUGAUUCUGAUGCCGAUCAAAGCCAAUAUUUAACUUCUGAGACACCAUCAGAGAUGACUGCAUAUUACACCGUGAAAAGCAAACUCAAAAGCCUAUUAUUGGAGCACAAGAAUGCAAACUUCAUGGUUACUGGGCAUAGCUUGGGAGGAGCCCUGGCCAUAUUGUUUCCAACAGUGCUAGUGGUGCAUGAGGAGAUGGAGAUAAUGGAAAGGUUGCUUGGUGUGUACACAUUCGGCCAACCGAGGAUAGGGAAUAGGCAGCUGGGGAGAUUCAUGGAAGCUUAUUUGGAACGGAAGUACUUCAGAGUGGUUUAUUGUAAUGAUCUUGUCCCCAGGUUGCCUUAUGAUGACAAAACCUUCUUGUACAAACAUUUUGGAGCCUGCCUUUACUACAACUGCUUGUAUAUUGAAAAACAAGUGAAGGAGGAGCCAAAUAAAAAUUUCUUUCAAAUGAGAUCCGCAUUGUCAAUACAUCUGAAUGCCGUGUGGGAGUUAAUUAGAGGCAUUGCGAUUGGGUACGUUGAAGGUGCAGAGUAUAAGGAAGGGUGGCUUCGCAUAUUGGCAAGGGUAAUAGGAAUAGUAUUUGCUGGUUUUUCCGCUCAUUGUUCCACAGAUUAUGUCAACUCUGUCAGACUUGGUAAGAAAAGCUCCCCUCAAAUGUCUCCCAUGUAACAAGUUCUCUCCUUUAUUAUGGUUGGCAAUGACUUGUUUUCUAUUCCUCAAGUUUGCUCUGUUUUGUCAGGUGUUUAUAUUUCAUACUUGAAUGCCUAAGUGUUGUUCUUUUCAUUUGAGAAUAUAUUUUCCUGCAAUGUUAUUUCUUUUGUUCCCGAUGAAGAA
Messenger RNA from Lotus japonicus, 1991 nucleotides. RefSeq names its product triacylglycerol lipase OBL1. Bases 306 to 1826 code for a protein of 506 amino acids. The transcript has 4 exons. The record is from RefSeq and is a predicted model, not a curated record. Gene Ontology annotation, biological process: lipid metabolic process. Lineage: Eukaryota; Viridiplantae; Streptophyta; Magnoliopsida; Fabales; Fabaceae. Gene Ontology annotation, molecular function: triacylglycerol lipase activity.